Messenger RNA from Rhizopus microsporus ATCC 52813, 847 nucleotides. RefSeq lists its product as uncharacterized. NCBI's taxonomy places the organism in Eukaryota, Fungi, Mucoromycota, Mucoromycetes, Mucorales, Rhizopodaceae. Gene Ontology annotation, molecular function: protein binding. The record is from RefSeq and is a predicted model, not a curated record. Bases 80 to 718 code for a protein of 212 amino acids. The transcript has a single exon.
AAAGAAAAGACUUUCAGGUGCUGACGAUGAUAAAGAAAAAACUGUAGCCAAGAAACGAAAAAGACCAUGUGGGCUGACGAUGCUACCUUAUGAAAUCAUUUCCACCAUUUUCAUACAGUCUUCCAACCCUUCACUUCCUAUCGUCUGCAAAGCGCUCUAUCAACAAUUGUACUAUUGCCCUGAUACACUCAAAAUUGCAUUUUUAAUGCAUCGAACGAAAAACGACCCAGAAAAGGCAUUAGAGGAAGCCAGUCGCUUUCGGUUCUUCAGUUAUGCACUCAUGGAGCGACUUGAUAAGAUGACACAAAGGACAGUCAUGUUUUGUGAUAAAAAGAUACCUUCUCGCUUGUUUUUAGCAGAACCUACUGAAACACUACAAGAACGAGACCAACUAAUACUGGCAUUGCUUGAGCGUGGAGCAUCGCCUAACCGACCCAAAGGAUACCCUAUCAUCAAGUCUGCUCUACUGGGACGAUUAGAUCAAGUGAAACUACUAGUGAGUUUUGGAGCAGAUCCUACAGCACAAAAUAACAUGGCAUUGAGAGCCUGUGCAGGAAGAAACAAUAGAGAAAUGGUGGAUUAUUUUUUGGAUGAACUCAAAGUGAAGCCAGACAGUGAAACACUCAAGGUCUGUGUGCAGAAAAAUUUGUGGGAUAUGUUUCAACUCCUCGUCGAUCACGGUGCAAUCCCCGAUAUGUCUACCAUUGCUGUCUCAUGAAGAAGCUGAUGAAGACAUUGUUGUAUUAAACGUAAACCAAUCAUAAAACUCUUGUAAAUACCUGAAUAUAAACAUAUAGAUUAUAUAAAUCAUAUCACUUAAAUAAACACCCAUUGCUUUCUUGCCUCG